AAAAUGAAGAACAACGGUAACAACUUGCAAUACUUUACGGAAUCGUCUGACGACGAUGACGAAGAAACGCUGAUGAUCAAAAAAGUUCAGCAGGACACCAAACUGUGGGACUCGUUCCAAGACCCGCCGGUGCAGCAGACGUCCGGUUCGGCAGCCAGCCAGGAUUAUCUGAGCGUGUUCAUCAAAUGUCUCAAAGUGUUUACGUACAUUUUCGUGUUCCUGGUAACGCUGGCCGCCGCGUGCUUCUCCAAGAUGUCCUUCCUGCUGAUGACGUCCAACGUGAAGGAGGGAGUCAAAAACAGAUACUGCGAUGUGCGACAACCGGACAAACAGUUCGAGGCCAUCAUUCCGACAGAGCAACGAAUCGGGUGGAUGUGGGCCAUCAUUAUCUCGUUCACCAUUCCGGAGGUUGGGACACUGAUUCGAGCAGCUCGCAUUUGCUUCUUCAAGAACAUUCCACGACCAACGUUCGGCCAGUUGGCGGUCGUUGCCCUCAUGGAGGGCUUCCACGUGACGGGUUUGGCUAUGUUGGCGUUCCUAAUCUUUCCCAAUAUGGAUGCUGUUAAGGCGGUAAUGUUGACCAACUGUGUCUGUUUGGUGCCGGCUAUUCUCGGGCUGCUUUCAAGAUCAUCAGCGGAGUCGAAGCUGCCUUUCAAGUACACCGUGGAUGUGUUGGCCAUCAGUGCCCAGGUGACAGGAUUCGUUGUUUGGCCUUUGCUGAGCAAUUCGUUUGAACUGUGGUUUAUUCCGGUCGCUGUUUUCCUAGUAUCGUGUCACUGGUGGGAGAACUACCUCUCACUUAAAAGCUAUUUCCGACCAUUUGCCACGCUGGCCACCAUCCGGGAGAAGCUGACGGAAACUCGUUACAGUACCUAUCUGUUCGUAUCACCGUUCAAAGUGUUGCUCUUCAUGGCAGCCGGAGUGUAUCUAUCGGGCCAAGCGGUUCCGGAUUUUUUCGCCAUGUUCAGCAACGGCUGGGGAAACCACACAAUCGUGGUCCGUGAGAUGGAGGCCAUCCUCAAUGAGAAGUUUCCCGAUUUGAGCUCGAUAACAUCCGACCUGGAAGUGUUGGAAAUAUUCCCGGUCAAGAAUGCUGUGCUUUGGAUUACGGUGACACACGUUCUGUGCUCGUACGUUUGUUACAUUUUCAGUAAAUUUUCGUGCAAAAUCCACAUCCAAAGCUUUUCGAUGGCGUUUCCAAUCAAUCUGACCGUUCCGGUAACGGUUACUCUCCUGUUGGUGUUUUGCGGUCUUCGAGAAGCGGACGUUUGCGUUUUCAACGGAAUUCUACCGGAUUAUCUAUUCUUCCGGAUGCCUCCAAUAUACUAUCUGUUCGAUUAUGUCGUCAACGAAUUUUCCUGGUUGUGGUUGCUGUGGCUGCUGUCGCAGACCUGGAUAACUAGGCAUCUUUGGAUGCCGAAAAGCGAUCGCAAUGCGUCAACGGAGAAGCUCUUCGUUACUCCAAUGUACAAUAGUUUGCUGGUGGAUCAGAGCGUCGCGAUGAACCGUAGACGAGAAGAUCAAGAGGAUUUCGUGAAAAAGAUAGACAUGGUCAAAGUAAAGGAUACGGAGAAAGCAAACGAAAUCGACGCCAAGGCGAACGAGCGAAAGAACGACACGAUCAAGCCGUACGACAGGAUUCCGCAGAUCUUCAUCUGCGCCACCAUGUGGCACGAAACCAAGGAAGAGUUGAUGGAAUUCUUAAAAUCGAUCCUGCGGUUGGACGAGGACCAAUGCGCUCGCCGGAUGGCCAUGAAGCACAUUCAGGCGACCAAGGAGGACAUCGAUCCGGAUUAUUACGAUCUUGAAACUCACAUCUUCUUUGACGACGCCUUUGUCAACGACAAAUCCAAGUGUGAAAGCGCUAACGAUUCUCCUCUCAACUCCUAUGUGAAGACCCUCAUCAACAACCUGGAAGAAGCGGCCUUGGAAGUUUACAAAACUAAAAUGCGUAUCUAUCCACCAACCAAGAUCGUAACGCCAUACGGUGGCCGGCUCAUAUGGACCCUUCCCGGACGAACGAAAAUGAUAGCCCAUCUCAAGGAUAAGAACAAAAUUCGUCAUAAGAAACGUUGGUCCCAGGUAAUGUACAUGUACUACCUUUUGGGAUACAGGAUCAUGCAGCUGAAUACCACUCCCGAGCGCAAAAUGGUGAUCGCCCAGAACACCUACCUUCUGGCCCUGGAUGGCGACAUCGAUUUUCAACCAAAAGCCGUCUCUCUUCUUGUGGAUCGUAUGAAAGUUGAUCCGGAUUUGGGUGCUGCCUGUGGUCGUAUUCAUCCGGUUGGAACCGGACCCAUGGUUUGGUACCAGAUCUUCGAGUAUGCCAUCGGUCAUUGGCUUCAGAAAGCUACGGAGCACGUGAUCGGAUGCGUACUUUGUUCGCCAGGAUGCUUCUCGCUGUUCCGAGGAAGAGCUCUCAUGGAGAACUCCGUCAUGAAGAAGUACACCACCAAGUCUGACCAGGCUCGCCACUACGUUCAGUAUGAUCAGGGUGAAGACCGAUGGCUCUGUACGUUGCUUCUCAAGCAGAAAUUCCGAGUAGAAUACUCGGCUGCCUCGGACGCGUAUACCCAUGCUCCGGAGGGGUUCAACGAGUUCUACAACCAACGUCGACGUUGGGUUCCAUCUACCAUUGCCAACAUCUUCGACCUUCUUGGAGAUGCCAAGCGAGUUGUCAAGACAAACAACAGUAUUUCUAUGCCCUAUAUCGUUUACCAGAGCAUGUUGAUGUUCGGCACGAUCCUUGGCCCAGGCACAAUCUUCCUUAUGAUGGUCGGUGCCUUAGUUGCUGUGUUCCGUAUCGAUAUCUGGACAUCAUUCCUUUGGAACGGAGUACCCCUCGCGGUGUUUAUGGCCAUUUGCUUCUGGAUGAAGCAGAAGUACCAACUUAUGGCAGCCUUCUUCAUCUCAGCUAGCUACUCGUUGGUGAUGAUGGCUGUGCUGGUUGGUAUCGUUAUCCAGGUCAUGGAGGACGGUAUCCUUGCUCCGUCGUCGGUGUUCUUCAUGGCCGUCGCGUUGCAGAUUGUGGUCACAGGUCUACUGCAUCCCCAGGAAAUGGAAGCCCUCCCGGCAGGACUAGUCUACUACAUCACCAUCCCGUCCAUGUACAUGUUGUUGGUGAUCUAUUCGGUGUUCAACAUGAACGAUGUAUCGUGGGGAACCCGUGAGAACCCUACGGAAGCUCCGAAGGCUGCCCCGGUACAGCAGGUACCGCAGGGCAAGAUGCAUAAACUGCUGGACUAUUUGCGAUCCGGGGACCAAGAGGACGAAGGUUCGAUCAACUUUUCUGUGAGUGGGCUGUUCAGCUGUCUGUUCUGUACUCAUCCGAAGUCCAGCGCUGAGAAGGAGCAGAUGGUGCAGGUCGCAUCCUCGCUGACCGAGAUUAACGGCAAGCUGAAGGAUUUGGAAAUGAAAUUAACCGGCACCGUCACCGUAAUGAGAUCCUCCGACGACGACGAUGACGUGGAUGAGAUGAGCUGUCUCGACAUGCAAGGCGGCUCUCCGAACGGAGUGUCCUCCCCGAUUCAGACCGUGAAGAACUCCGAACUGGAAGAGCCGGAAAAACAAAUCAACUAUCUUCCGGAUUGGCUUUACGACGUAGAUCUGCGAAACGGCGACACCGAAACCAUCUCCGCUUCGGAAGAACAGUUCUGGAUUGAGUUGAUCGAAAAGUACCUCAAACCGCUGGAUCUGACAGAGAAGCAGAAAAGUGAGAUGCAAUCCCAGCUGAAAAACCUUCGUGAUCUGGCCGUAUUUGCUUUCGUGAUGGCGAACGCCCUAUUCGUGCUGGUCAUCUUCCUGCUGCAGUUGAACAAAAAGGACCUGCACAUCCAGUGGUGGUUCAACGCGAAGAACACCAUCAGCUUCGACGAGAGCACCGUGGAGAUUAUCGUUCGCCGGGAGUAUCUAGAGAUCGAACCUAUCGGAUUGGUGUUCGUGUUCUUCUUCGGGUUGAUCCUCGUCAUCCAGUUCGUUGCGAUGCUGAUGCACCGCUUCGGGACGAUCUCGCAGAUCUUGGCGUCCACGCAGCUGAAUUGGUACUGUUCGAAGAAGGCGAAGGACAUGUCGCUGGAUGCGGAGUUGAGGGAGAAUGCCGUGGAAAUCGCAAGGAGAUUGCAGCGACCGAAGCCACAGUGGGAUGAAGAAGAUCUGGAAGACGAUCAGAAAGCGAUCGGGAGAAGGGACACGAUCCAUAGAAUCCUCUAUCAACACAAAAACAAACAGGACUGGAGCAAUCUGGAGGCGAACUUCAAGCGCAAUUACUACAAGGACGGCGAUCUGAACUUGGGAGGAAGAUUAACGCUCAGUCGAAAGACGCUGAAUGUACUGGACACGAGAAGAAAGUCGAUGGCCGAACAAAGGAAAAUUCGGAAGUCGAUUCUUCGAGGACAGAACCCCUACGACACGGCUGGAGAUUUGUGGUAUCAGGGUAGCCCAGACAGUGGAUUCAAUCAACGGAAAACUUCCUCUCCUCCAGGUUACAACGGAGCGGCAAGGGGUCGGCCUUCCAAUCAAUCGCCAAACUUCGAAGGAAACAAUCGCGGUAGGGUGAACUACGCUUAUCAAAUCGACGAGGAACUAGAGGACUACUCGGAGGAAGAAGACACGAUGGAGUUCGAUCGUCCGACGCUGCAAAUGGAGAUGACUGAACGACCGACGCCCAAAUCCAAAAGGAAAAGUCGAGUUGCGUUUGCCUAAACUGAAACAUGUCUUGUAGUUUAAGAUUCAUUAUUCCCACAACACAAUAAAAAAUAACUCAACGAACGCACAGAUGUCAA
Molecule: messenger RNA, 4781 nt
Organism: Aedes aegypti (yellow fever mosquito)
Lineage: Eukaryota; Metazoa; Arthropoda; Insecta; Diptera; Culicidae
Exons: 9
Coding region: 4-4701 (1565 amino acids)
Cellular component (GO): cell septum; cell periphery
Molecular function (GO): chitin synthase activity
Source: RefSeq, a predicted model, not a curated record